AUGGCCAUCUAUACCACCCAAGCACGGUCUACGCGAGAAGGUACCAUGAAUAUCAACGACACCUCCAUGCCUUCUUCGAUGGCGGUCUCGACCACUUCGCCCUUUUGGCCAUUGGGGCCUUUUCCCAACAGAGUGGAUUCCCACGCCAACUCGCACCCGCUCCCGCACCAACUCCAGCAUCCGCCUCAAGAUCCGCUUCAGCAUCCACAAGGGCCGUUUUCACAGGGAUCCUCGCAGCAGCAACAGCAACAGCAACAGCAACAGCAACAGCAUCCGCAGUGGCACCCGCACCCGUUUCCGCAGUCGCACCGUGCCUUUGGUCCUCCGCCGAGCUCUGGCAGUAUCAUCACUACAAACAACUUGAACCGAAAGUACAGCAACGGCAACAACAACUUGAACGGCAACAGCCCCGGCAGCGGAAACGUGAGUUCCAACAACGUGAGCGUCAACCGGCCACCCACCGCAAACGUCCAGGUCCGCCGCCGUCCUCAUGCUGCCACGACCGCCGGUCGAUUUCGAAGUGCCGUCAGAGUUCCGGACCUCCCUGUCUUGAACAACUUGCGCAUCACCAGCAACACAGGUAACACCAACGUCGACAAUUCCAGCUCAUCUGACGAGGGUUUCCGCUCUUCAGCUGCUCGUCCUCAGAGACCAGAGCAUCGACGCUCCAUGAGCCAUCCAUUCCCGUCUCUGUUCUCGAGCAAGAAAAAGAAGUCAUACCAGAUGUAUGCUGGCGAUUCCGGGUCCGAAACGGUAGACGACGCCGGUUAUGCGCCCAAGCUCGGUACCAUCAGGCCUUCAACACAGCAUUCUCGUAAUCAUAGGAAUGUUCCUUCUACGGGCAACAAGGACUACAGCACGGGAAAUUGCAUGACGUGCGGUUGCUUGGUGCGAUGGCCCAAGGAGCUUUCUGUCUUCAAGUGUACCAUUUGUUUGACCGUCAACGACCUACAGCCAUCCAGCUCAGGUCAAGGGCAAGGGCAGGGUCCUAGGCGGGAUGCUUCCCGAAACUCACCUCCCGCAGCGGAAGAGCGAGUCUUCUCUCAUGAACGACCGGUUUCUUUGGGUCAUACAAAGUCACUGGCCACACAAUGUCUGCGUUCAUUUCUUUCGUCUGCUCUACGCUCAAAAUCGGGCCGACAAGCAGAUGUGCAGCCAGACUCUUAUUUUACCCUGGCAAAGGUUCCUUCGCAAGAUCAGCAGGAAAGUUCGCUUUCGCCACCAAGUGGUCCAGGAAGGGUACCGCCGGCAACAAGCAGGGCGGUAGGCGUGAGCCCACAACCGCAGCGCGAUGGGUUAACGGUCCCAAACACCGACCUGGAUCCUCAGCAGCGUUCCAAUAGAACGCCUCGGUCAUACUCAUCGUCCUAUCCCGAAAAACGACCGGCCAUUCCUGAUCUCGGCCUCCAAGCACCUGGUCCUCAGGCGAGCCCACAGAUUGCAAACCCUGAGAUAGAUUCGAGGCGGAUGUUCAAACGGCUUGAGGAUUAUAUAAUCAGCUGCUUCACCUCGUAUCAAUGUUUGAAUACUUCGUUUUCGACAACCCGCCCGUCUCACCAGCCUAGACCUAGUGGCGAACCAGAGCGUAGACGUCGACCAACGCAGUCGCAACCUCAGCCCCGACCUCAGCCCCCACCCAUGCCUCAACCCGAGGCCCGCAAAGACUCGGUUACUACAGAACAGCCGUUUGUUGAACUGGACGCCAAAAUGCUUUUGCUGGGGGACUUUGCGGAGAAUGGUCUCUGGUGGACGGGAGGACACGAAGAAAAGGUACCAGGGAGGUCAUCGUCCAACCGGAGCGAUCCUGGCGCGUCUGCAGUGAGCCCAAGAAGUCCUCGAAUUGACUGGGCGGAAGUAGAGGAGUGGUAUACGGCAGUGCUUGACGCUGUGCGGUCCUGGCCCAAGUUUUACGAUGAGCUUGUCAGUGAGGAUUCCAGUCUCGCUGUGCCUCCCGAAGCGCUUAAGGAGAUCGAAGCACAGUUGCUUGUGGGACAGGACCAUGUUCAUAGGUCGCUUUUGAAGGCUAGCGAGACGAUUAUGAAACGGCCCGGACGCCUGAUGACUGCGCCUCAUGAGCUACGGUUUAUUCUCAUUCUCGCCGCUAACCCACUGCUUCAUGCCUAUUACAAGCCAUAUACCGGCGAGUUCCGGCAUAUGGACUCAUUUUGGUCUGCUCAGGGCGGUCCCUCUUCUGGAAGGCAUUCCGGAAUCAUAAAGCGUAUCGUCGGUCUCCUGUCUAACACUCCCAACGAGUGUCACAAUCAUCUCGUCAACUGGUUUGCGAGGUACCCGGAACCGCUUUUCAUAAAGACAAAAGAUCUCAUUUCGAGCUUCUUAGCAUUUCGACUUAACCGACAGAAUGAAAAGAAGUACGAUGCCAGAGUGGAUAUCACCGCCGGUUUGAUUCCAAGUCUGAAUGCUGGCAGGUCUGCGGCCUCACUUCACGCUGCGUUGGGAUCUUCACAGGCAUCAGGAAAGAAGCAGAAAGAAAAGAAGAAGAUAUACAAUGAAGAUUGGCAGAUCAAGGCCUCGGCGCAAGUUCUUGCGCUGAUUUUCGCCGCCAACAACACGGGACAUUCACGGCGCAGCCUCGCCAAUCUUACGGAUGGACCGGUGGCGAGCACAAGGGAUCGGGUCCAAAUGCGUGGGCAAAUUCUUGCCACAAGCGAUUUCUACACCACUCUUCUUGACGACUCCGACCUCGUGGCGGACUUUGAAACAUGGGAGUCGAAAAAGGGAAAGUUUGCCUUUUGUCAGUUUCCCUUCCUUCUUAGCAUAGGCGCCAAGAACCAAAUUCUCGAGUAUGACGCGAGGCGGCAGAUGGAGGACAAGGCAAGAGACGCCUUUUUCAACAGCAUCUUGACCCAUCGUGUUAUUCAGCAGCACCUGGUGUUAAAUGUUCGCCGGGAUUGCCUGGUUGAUGACAGCCUCAAGGCUGUGAGCGAGGUGAUCGGUAGUGGCGGGGAGGACAUCAAGAAGGGCUUGAAGAUCAAUUUCAAAGGAGAAGAGGGUAUUGACGCUGGCGGUUUGCGGAAGGAGUGGUUCUUGCUCCUUGUCCGUGAGGUGUUCAAUCCCGAUCAUGGGAUGUUUGUCUACGACGAGGACUCCCAGUACUGCUACUUCAACCCCGCCUCUCUUGAGCCAUCCGAGCAAUACUUUCUAGUCGGCGUCGUCUUCGGUCUCGCCAUAUACAACUCCACCAUCCUCGACGUCGCCCUGCCACCGUUCGCGUUUCGGAAACUCCUCAUGGCCGCACCGCCUGCCACGCUGGCCACGUCCCAGCCUCGCCAACCCAUGACGUACAGUCUCGACGACCUCGCAGAAUACCGCCCCCGCCUCGCCAGCGGCCUACGCCAGCUCCUUGAGUACGACGGAGACGUCGAAUCCACCUUUUGCCUCGACUUCGUCGUCGACAUCGAACGCUACGGAUCCACCGAGCGCGUCAGCCUCUGCCCCAACGGCGAACGCCGCCCUGUGACCAACGCCAAUCGCCGCGAAUACGUCGAUCUGUACGUACGCUACCUGCUGGAUACGGCGGUGACGCGCCAGUUUGAGCCUUUUAAACGGGGGUUCUACACCGUCUGCGGCGGCAACGCCUUAUCACUCUUCCGGCCCGAGGAGAUUGAGCUGUUGGUCCGAGGUUCGGAUGAAAGUUUGGAUAUCUCGGCGCUCAAGUCGGCUGCUACCUACGAUAAUUGGAGUACGAAGAACCCAGUGGAAACGGAGCCGACGGUUAGGUGGUUCUGGGAACUUUUUGAGGAGGCGUCCCCCGCAGAUCAAAGGAAGUUGUUGCUGUUUAUCACGGGCAGUGACAGAAUACCCGCGGGAGGGGCGGCGGCGCUAUCGAUUCGGAUUGCGUGCCUGGGCGAGGAUUGCGGGCGGUAUCCGACGGCGAGGACGUGUUUCAAUUCUUUGGCGCUGUGGAAGUAUGGAAGUCGGGAGCGGCUGAAAGAAGUCUUGUGGAUGGCGGUGUUGGAGAGUGAAGGAUUUGGGUUGAAGUGAGGGGGGAAUGAUGAAGGAUGAUGUUAUGCUUGGUGUGUUUGUGUUGGUAUGAAAGAGUUGUGGAGGUUAUGGAACAGGAGUUUCUCUACAUGGUAUCUUUUUUUUUUUUUUC
Neurospora tetrasperma FGSC 2508 is the source of this 4114-nucleotide messenger RNA. RefSeq lists its product as uncharacterized. Gene Ontology annotation, molecular function: ubiquitin-protein transferase activity. Lineage: Eukaryota; Fungi; Ascomycota; Sordariomycetes; Sordariales; Sordariaceae. The record is from RefSeq and is a predicted model, not a curated record. The coding region runs from base 1 to 4002 and encodes 1333 amino acids. The transcript has 3 exons.